AUACUCUCGCAUUCAAUCUGAACACAAAAUGGAUACUGAAAUUAAAGUUGAGAAUAUCAUUUCCAAAGAAGAAGAAGCAUCAGCUCAACAAGAAAUAUGGAAAUUUGUUUUUGGCUUUACUCCCAUGGCUGUCGUCAAGUGUGCCAUUGAACUCGGGAUCCCCGAUAUCCUCGAAAACCAUGACACCCCAAUCACGCUGGCUGAGCUAGCGUCGAAGAUUGGGUGUCCAAUGCCCAUGUUGCAUCGGAUCAUGAGGUUCUUGGUCCAAUACAAGAUAUUCCAAGAAGUAGCAGUAUCUGAAACGUGUUUCGGAUACGCUCACACGCCUUUGUCUCAACUCCUAACGACACAUGGCAAGCUCAGCAUGGCCGAUUUUGUGCUUUUAGAAAGCAGCCCAGUCAUGCUGGCUCCUUGGCACAAGCUAAGUGCUAGGGUUUUGGGCAAAGAGGGCUCCGCGUUUGGUGCGACACAUGGCGAUGAUGUGUGGGGAUUCGCGGCCGCAAAUCCGGGCCAUAGCAAACUCAUAGACGAUGCAAUGGCAUGCGAUGCUCGGCUCGCGGUGGGCGCAGUUAUCGAGGGUUGCCCAGAAGUGUUUAGGCAGUUGAGGACAGUGGUGGAUGUUGGUGGUGGUGAUGGCACUGCUCUACGGUUGAUUGUGGCGGCUUGUCCAUGGAUUAAUGGGAUUAAUUUCGAUCUUCCACAUGUAGUGUCGGUGGCCCCUGCAUGUAUGGGGGUUGAACACGUUGGAGGCGAUAUGUUUGAUCAUGUUCCUAAGGCCGAUGCUGUCUAUCUCAUGAAAGUACUUCAUGAUUGGGGAGACGAAGAAUGCAUUCACAUACUAAGAAAAUGUCGAGAGGCUAUUCCUCAUGACACAGGGAAGGUGAUUAUCGUAGAGGCGGUUGUAGUACAAGAAGAUCACCAAUUUAAAGAUGUAGCAUUGAUGAUGGACAUGGUUAUGAUGGCUCAUACACCUAAAGGGAAAGAACGCACUUUAAAAGAAUGGUCUUAUGUGUUUCAUGAAGCUGGGUUUUCUCGUUACACUACAAAACGCAUCCGAGCCUAUCAGUCUGUUAUUGAAGUUUAUCCAUGAAACUUGAAUCUUGUCGUUUAUUCAUUCUACUUGUGGUGAGAGAUUUAAAGGAGUAUCCUUAAAGUAUUGUGUGCUUGAAAUAGAUGUUUGUUUGUUACGUGUAUGUGUGAAAUAGUGUCUUCUUUAACAAUAAGACUUAUUCAUGUAUUAUAUGUGAGGUGGUAUAAAUCUUUCUUAACUACUUA
This is a messenger RNA of Helianthus annuus (common sunflower), 1275 nucleotides long. RefSeq names its product acetylserotonin O-methyltransferase. Gene Ontology annotation, molecular function: S-adenosylmethionine-dependent methyltransferase activity; protein dimerization activity; O-methyltransferase activity. The transcript has 2 exons. The record is from RefSeq and is a predicted model, not a curated record. NCBI's taxonomy places the organism in Eukaryota, Viridiplantae, Streptophyta, Magnoliopsida, Asterales, Asteraceae. Bases 29 to 1090 code for a protein of 353 amino acids. Gene Ontology annotation, biological process: methylation.